CCAGGCAAAAGCAAGAAUCCCUGACACAUUUCAAAGAUCAGUCAAUCUUCCAAUAUUCCAAGUUCAGUUUUAAGCAAAAAUGGCAUCUCAAGACCAGGGCUUCAGAGCCGGUGAAGCCAAAGGCCGUACUGAGGAGAAGACGAAUCAGACGAUGGACAGUAUGAGGGAGAAGGCAGAGGCGGCCAAGAACAAGACAUAUGAAUCAGCUGAAGCUGCCAAGAACAAGACCACAGAGACAGUUGAGGCAGCCAAGGACAAGAGUUACGAGACGGCUGAAGCCGCCAAGGAGAAGGCCCAUGAGGGGAAGGAGAAAACGGGCGGGGUUCUUCAAAAGACAGGGGAGCAAAUGAGGAACAUGGCGCACGGUGCUGCUGAUGCCGUGAAGCACACGUUUGGAAUGGCAAAUGAAGACAAGGAUAAGCAUAACACCACUUCGUGUAGGAGGGACUCUAAUUAGUAGGAUAUAUAUAUAUAUAUAUAUAUAUAUAUGUAUGUAUGUAUGUAUGUAUGUAUGUUCCUUACCUGCAAACUUUGUGUUUCUGUGUUUUGUUUGUGUUGUAUCAAUGUUUUGAUGCUGUCUCUCUAGGGGACUCUGUUUGUUCGGUCUUGUAAGAGAAACAUGUUGUACUCGAUCGCAAUAAAUGUUCCUUGAUAUU
This is a messenger RNA of Rubroshorea leprosula, 656 nucleotides long. The record is from the annotation of a GenBank genome assembly. NCBI's taxonomy places the organism in Eukaryota, Viridiplantae, Streptophyta, Magnoliopsida, Malvales, Dipterocarpaceae.